This is a messenger RNA of Carassius carassius (crucian carp), 1823 nucleotides long. Its product is annotated as 4-galactosyl-N-acetylglucosaminide 3-alpha-L-fucosyltransferase 9-like. The transcript has 2 exons. The record is from RefSeq and is a predicted model, not a curated record. Gene Ontology annotation, molecular function: alpha-(1->3)-fucosyltransferase activity. The coding region runs from base 521 to 1633 and encodes 370 amino acids. Lineage: Eukaryota; Metazoa; Chordata; Actinopteri; Cypriniformes; Cyprinidae. Gene Ontology annotation, cellular component: membrane.
CUGUGUAUCUGUAUUUCCUGUAUUCUCCUGCGUGAUUGCAUUGCGUAUUGUGUAUUGCAUAUGUUCCCAGACUAUCAUUAACUGGCUGCUUAGAGUUACUGUGUGUUUGCCGACAGGAUUUGUCUGACUGUCUGUGGAGUAUCUUAAGGAUAUACAUAGUGUGGAUCCAUGGGUCUAUUCAGUCCACGAGUAAGACAAUCGGAAUUAUAUUGUCUGGAACGGACAAGCAGCAGAAUGACUACAAGAGAGUCGUACCUAAAGUUUUGGAAGAAUCUUUGACAAGCGAGAAAUUUGAAUAUCUGAGACAUCUGUUGAACUGAAACUGAAAAUCUGUGACGUGCUGCUGGCAGCCAGUUAAACCUAGUGAAGGGACACAUGUUUGAUCACAUCAGCUGUAUCAGGUGAUUUCAUCGAAAGUUCGGGCAUCUUCGCCUUCAUUCCAAUAGAGUUUGGACGAGAUCGGGAGGAAACCCGAACCGGGAUUCGAACUCGGUCCGCUCACGCGCAAGAGGGUCAGAAGAUGUCAAGCAUAAAAGGCUCAUGGCUGUGCCGUUUGGUUGUAGUAGUGACAUUGGCAUGUGUCAUCUCUAUGAGCAUCAUGUUUUACAGGUUCUCGCCUUCUCACAAGUGUCCACUACCACUUCCUAAACCCAAACAAAACUCAGGACACAACUGUGCCAAGAGCAACAUCCCUCUUUCUGAUAAAGCAGAGGAGAAACCUAUACUUCUGUUAUGGACCUGGCCUGAAAAUUAUAGGUUUGCUUUCAACGACUGCAAAAAGUUUUACAAUAUUGAUAAUUGUCAACUGACGGAUGAUAGAGCUCUCUACAACGAUGCAGAUAACGUCAUUGUUUAUCAUAGAAACAUCCAAUGGCAUCUCUCCAACCUUCCUCCAUCUCCUCGUCCUCUGUUCCAAAGGUGGCUUUGGUUGCAUUUGGAAUCACCAACCAACACCAAAAGGAUUCCAGGUCUGGAAAACCUGUUCAAUCUCACUCUCAGCUACAGACAGGAUGCUGAUAUUCCUGUACGGAUGCGCUUGAUGACCAGGAAGAAACCUAAUGAGGAUUUUGUCAUUCCCAAAAAGGAUAAACUGGUGUGUUGGAUUGUAAGUAACAAUGAUCCCUCAACAGGUGUUGACACAAGGAACGUUUUUUACAGGGAACUCCGCAAAUACAUCAAAGUGACUUUGUUCGGAAAGGCUUAUUCAGGGCUUCUGAGUUACGACGACUACUAUCCAACCCUGGCCAGCUGCAAGUUUUACCUUGCCUUUGAGAACUCCAUCCACAAAGACUACAUCACUGAGAAGAUAAACGGGCCACUCGCGGCGGGGACCGUCCCUGUGGUGUUGGGUCCUCCGAGAAGAAACUAUGAGAACUUUGUUCCCGCCGAGUCCUUCAUUCAUGUCAAUGACUUCCCAGAUGCAAAGUCACUAGCCGAAUAUUUGCUUCAUCUGGACAAGGAUGAAGAUGCAUAUCGCAAGUACUUUAACUGGAGGAAACAUCUCACUCCAAGUCCUCAUUUAAUAUUCCAGAAUCAAGAGUUUAUUCUGGCUAUUUGCACUGCGUGUGACUAUAUCGCACGACACAGACAAUAUAAAGAAGCUCACGAUCUCUAUGAGUGGUACUUCAAUUGAUGUCGCCUCAGGUUUUGGUGACAAAUAUUUUUAAAUAAUUCAUUAAUCUUUUCAUCUGCAAAUCCCUUUUAAAUCACCUUUAUAUCAUAAUCAUGAAGAAAAACAACAGUUAUAAGUUAGUAGGUUUUUCCUCAUAUCUGUAAUUGUUGUUUGCUGGUUUCUUUUUCAAAUACAAAUGUCCUCAUAUGCA